Molecule: messenger RNA, 2604 nt
Organism: Helianthus annuus (common sunflower)
Lineage: Eukaryota; Viridiplantae; Streptophyta; Magnoliopsida; Asterales; Asteraceae
Product: BEL1-like homeodomain protein 7
Exons: 5
Coding region: 712-2430 (572 amino acids)
Biological process (GO): regulation of transcription by RNA polymerase II
Molecular function (GO): RNA polymerase II cis-regulatory region sequence-specific DNA binding; DNA-binding transcription factor activity, RNA polymerase II-specific
Source: RefSeq, a predicted model, not a curated record
UGAGGAGGUUCAACUCUAGAGAGAGAGAGAGAGAGGUUUAAGGGAGGUUUUAGUUUAGGUCUACCAACUGGUUGUUAGAGACUACUCUCCUUAACCAAACAUCAUCAUCAACAACAGCUAGGUAUAAGAUAUUCCCUCUUCUAGUGAGAGAAACAGAUAUUUUUAGAGAUAGAGAAACAAAAAGAGGCCAAGAAAAAACAAAGAUAGAAAGGGAAGUCCAUUGAAGCAACAUCAGAUAAUAGCUACAAAACAUAUAUAUAUUGUGUAUAUAUAUAUAUAUAGAGAGAGAGAGAGAGAGAGUGGAUGAGAGAGAAAUAUCUUGAAAGUGAAAUUCAGUUCUUCUUUUUGCUUUUUCUUGACAAAGGAUGUUCAUACACAUACAUAAACUUAAAAAGGAGUUAUGAUUUUUUUUUGAUAUUUUGAUUCAUUGAUGAAGGAAUGAUACAACAACAACAUCAUCAUCAUUAUCAAAAUAUUCAUUAAAAUCUCAGAACUGAAACCACUUGUCUCUCUCUCUCUUACUUUCAAUGCUGAGCACUACUACUGUUCUCUGAAUUCCGGGCAGUUCGGGCAGCUCCAUAGUUAUUGUGAUUUUGAAUUCCAAGACUCUAUGAAAAUCUGGUCUUGGGAUCAUCCUUGUGCAUAAUUUGUUCCCCACAACCACACAUCCAUGACAUAAUUUCAGAAAGUUAAAUAGAAAGACUUGAAGAAAUGUCAUCUUACAUAAGAAGUUCAGAAAAUGCAAGAGAUUCAACUCCAAUGCUCUACUUAAGAGAACCUCUACAGCAAUCAUACUCAUCGGAACCACCCAUUCUCGCCGGAAACAACGAGAUGAUGUAUAUGAACUACUCAUCAACUUCAGCCGGAGAGUUUUCCGGUUCACUCGCUGGAAACUCCCAGCAGCUCAACAGCUGCAUUGACAUUCCAAACAUAGGAGUUCACGAUUCCAACGUUGUAUCGCAUCAAGAACUCCUCUCGAGCAUUGGCGAACCAUGGAGAGACGGUAGGAAUCAUGGAAUGAUGUUAAUGGAUCAAAUGGGUAGUCGAAAUUCGCAAGGACAAGGACUAUCACUGAGUCUGGGUUCGCAUAUUCAACCGGCCGGAAUCCAAUUCCAUUCCGGUGAUUACAGGAAUCCCAACAUGGGGUUCUCUUCGUUUUUGAGUGCGGAUUCCGACUCUAUCAAAACAGAUGUUUCUAAUUCUCCCUAUGGAAUGGGAAACGGGUCGAGGGGGAUUACGGAUUCGAAGUACUUAAAAGCGGCACAGCAACUGCUUGAUGAGAUUGUUAAUGUUGGUAAAGCUUUGAAACAGCAUAAUGCUAGGAAAGAAGCGAUGGAUUGUUCGAAAGAGAUCGAUAGUGAAGCGAAGAAUGUAGCGUCGUCGAAUCAACAAGAAGCGAACGAACUCUCGGCUGCUGAAAAACAGGAUUUGCAGAACAAGAUGAUGAAGUUGAUUUCUAUGCUGGAAGAGGUUGACAGAAGGUACAAGCAAUACUAUCAUCAAAUGCAGAUUGUUGUAUCGGCAUUUGAUGUGAUCGCGGGAUGUGGGGCUGCUAAGCCCUACACAGCACUCGCGCUGCAAACGAUUUCACGCCAUUUCCGUUGUUUGAGAGACGCGAUAAAUGGUCAAAUAAAAGCGACUCAUAGAAGUCUCGGGGAGGCUGAUUCUACCGCAAAUGAGAAAGGAGUCGGGAUUUCCAGGCUUCGGUUUGUGGAUCAACAGCUAAGGCAACAACGAGCACUUCAGCAGCUCGGGAUGAUGCAACAACAUACUUGGAGACCACAACGAGGCCUUCCUGAAACCUCUGUGUCGAUUCUUCGUGCUUGGUUGUUUGAGCACUUUCUUCAUCCGUAUCCUAAAGAUUCAGACAAGACCAUGCUAGCAAGACAAACUGGGUUGACCAGGAGUCAGGUCUCAAACUGGUUUAUAAACGCAAGAGUUCGUUUAUGGAAGCCAAUGGUGGAAGAAAUGUACAAAGAGGAAGCUGGAGAUCCAGAAAUAGAAUCAAAUUCUUCAUCAGAAAUCGCACCCAAAACCACGAAAGGCGAUCGAAAGACUUCUGUUGACCAAGAAGAUCUGAACCAAAGCACUGCAGCCUCUGGAUUCGACUCGAAUCAAGCUCCUAAUGUUGAAUUAAUAGGAACCAGCAAUGACUCAGAUUUCCAACACAUGAUGGUUCAGUCUAACAGAGGUGAACACGAGCGGCUUAUGGCGGCAGCAUAUCAGAUGCCACCACAGUUAGUAUCGCUUACACUCGGGUUACAACACUCUGAAGAUGGCGGCUUACCACCAAUGGCUUCUCAUGGAAAAGGUGACGGUGACAGUGGUUCGUCAGUGGGGCAAGAGGCAGUCGAUUUUGACGGUGUGAGUUCAGAUAACCAACAACAACGUUAUGGAUCUUCUCACUUGUUACAUGAUUUUGUAGCAUGAGAGAACACUGGCGGGUGGCUUUAUUCGAAUCAUCAAAUGAACAUUUUGUUAAACUUCUUGAUUUAUUAUCAAGUAGUGUGAAGAAAACAGGACGCGAAACAGAAACUAAAUGUAUAACUGUAAAGAUAAGAUGCAUAUAACUUCUUUACCAUAAUAUUUCAAAUUUGCCAUUUA